Talaromyces amestolkiae is the source of this 1104-nucleotide messenger RNA. RefSeq lists its product as uncharacterized. The record is from RefSeq and is a predicted model, not a curated record. The transcript has 7 exons. Lineage: Eukaryota; Fungi; Ascomycota; Eurotiomycetes; Eurotiales; Trichocomaceae. Bases 1 to 1104 code for a protein of 367 amino acids.
AUGGCGCGCAAUCUGCAAGAGUUGCCGAUUCGGCAGUUGGCCUGGGACUCCGCAGACUCAACAUGGGAAGAAUCCGAAGUUGUGAUGCGAAGUUUUCUAGACGAGGAUGUGAGCAAGAUUGCCUUCCCAAUGUGUUAUUCCAAGAUUCAGGCUAAUACUACCAAGAUGCUAGAUGGGGAACCCGAGAUGAAAGGAGAUGUACGCAUCCUGUUUUUUCCACGCGUCGAGGAUUUCGAGGGAGCCGAUGCUGUUUCGAAGAAAUUCAGUGAAACGUUGCAUAUCGAUCCUUCCUUUUGGAUGAUGUGCGAGACAGAGCUUUACUUUCAGGGCAAUGCCUUCCCUUUCACGACACAACACCAAGCUUCCGAGGAUUGGACAUGCACUCACAUGUCUCGUUUUACUAUCCAAGAUCGAGAAGAGGAAAAUAUGGGGGAUGGAUACCACCAGCACAGCCUUGCUUUUUAUUCCGUUUGGCUCAGCGAGGCCAAUCGAGCUUCUUUCACGCAGUUCCUACUGUGCUUCGGUCUCAGUGAUAUGAUGAAGUACUCGGUAGUCAAAGACUUCAAGGAAUCCGAUGGUCUCGUCAUGAGUGGCGGUGCUUUUGAGGAUCAACCAAUCGUCAACGAAUCCCUCCCAGAAGAUCCACAGCAUCGUUGUCGCCUGCUCCUCGACAAGUACGAGAAGAUGUCUGGGCUCUCGAAGAAGGUCAUUCAAGCUCGUGAAUUCUUGACCGCGACCGAGGAAACGUUUUACUCGAUCAACAAGUAUGCUGAAAAUUUCAACGAGCGGUGGUCAUCUGAUGCGCAGAUGGGUAUGAAACAGCGCAUCAAAGUUCUCAAACAAUUCGGAAAGGCGACUCAUAAGAUCGGCAAAAGAGCAGGGUCAUGCAAACGCCGCCUCGAUCACGAGAGCAAACUGAUUCAUCAGCUCAUUUCCGCGGAAAAAGCUGCUGAGUCAAGGCAGAGAGUAGCCCAGUCAGCUCUUUUCGAGGAGAGUAUGAGAUUGCGACAAUACAUGUUCGUCUUAUUCUGUAUUGGAAUGAUAGCUUUGGUCUUUGUAGGAAUCGUCUUACAAUCACAGUUUAAACAACGAAAAUCUUCUUAG